UACCGUUUAUUUUAUUGUUAUUCGGUUUUUAUUAAUUUUUAUUGUUACAAAGACCUACAUCAUUUCUUCAACUAUGCUGUUGAAGUAAAUUAAUUUUAAUAAUUAUUGUUAAAACACUCUAUUAGUGGAUUUAAUUUUUAUUAGUGAUAAGUUAAAAUUAUAUGUGUGUUAAAGAUAGUAUCGAAAUACUUGGAGAUAAAGUAAUCGAUUGUGAUGGUUAAAAAGAUAUAUAUUAUAAAGAGAAAAAAAGUCUUGCUGAAACGUGAAGAUGUAUAAGUGUGCAAUGGAAUGAUUUAAUAAUGUAUUGUUGUACGUACUUCAAGUUUUCUCAUAAAGUAACGAAAAAACUUAACCGAGUAAAUUUUAUAAUUGAGGGAUGGAGUGGACUUGGUGGAAAGAUUGGUGGAGAUUGAAGAAAUGGCGACAGCGUAAUUUAAACAGUAAUUUUAGUGAUGAUGAUUUUUAUGAUUUGGAUUACUGUUAUUGUGAUGAAUGUAUUGGCGAACUGUCGGACGGGUGUGACAAUGAUGACGGGUAUAUGGUCGAGGAUGACCUUGACGGCGAGGGGAAGCAAGUAUUGGUGGGAAUAUGCGCUAUGGCCAAAAAGUCACAGAGCAAACCUAUGAAGGAGAUUUUAACUAGACUUGAAGAGUUUGAAUACAUUAAAGUUAUUGUUUUUGGUGAAGAAGUAAUACUCAAGGAACCUGUUGAAGAUUGGCCUGUUGUUGACUGCUUAAUUAGCUUUCAUAGUAAAGGAUUUCCAUUAGAUAAAGCUAUUAGUUAUGCUAACUUACGUAAACCUUUUAUUAUUAAUAAUCUUCCAAUGCAAUAUGGUAUACAGGAUAGAAGACGAGUUUAUGCUAUUUUAGAAAGCGAAGGAAUUGAAAUACCUCGAUACGCCGUUUUAGAUCGUGAUUCAGCAGAUCCCAAACAUUGUUUUUCAGAUCAUGAGCUAGUUGAGUCUGAAGAUCAUGUUGAAGUUAACGGUGUGACAUUCAAUAAGCCAUUUGUGGAGAAGCCAGUGUCUGCUGAAGAUCAUAAUAUUUAUAUUUAUUAUCCGACUUCUGCUGGUGGCGGCAGUCAAAGAUUGUUUCGUAAAAUUGGGAGUCGAAGCAGUGUUUACUCACCAGAAUCCCGUGUCCGUAAGACUGGUUCUUAUAUUUACGAAGACUUUAUGCCCACUGACGGCACCGACGUUAAAGUUUAUACAGUAGGACCUGAUUAUGCUCAUGCGGAGGCAAGGAAAAGCCCAGCUUUGGAUGGAAAAGUUGAAAGAGAUUCUGAGGGAAAAGAAAUACGCUACCCGGUUAUCCUUAGCAAUGCUGAGAAAUUAAUUAGUCGAAAAGUUUGCCUUGCCUUCAAACAGACUGUUUGUGGAUUUGAUCUUCUCAGAGCUAACGGGAAAUCAUUUGUAUGUGAUGUCAACGGGUUUAGUUUUGUAAAAAAUUCAAAUAAAUAUUACGAUGACUGUGCUAAAAUAUUAGGCAACAUGAUUCUACGUGAAUUAGCACCAACGUUACAUAUACCGUGGAGUGUGCCUUUUCAAUUAGAUGACCCGCCAAUUGUACCAACAACAUUUGGAAAAAUGAUGGAACUGCGAUGCGUGGUAGCGGUAAUCAGACACGGUGACCGUACUCCAAAACAAAAAAUGAAAGUUGAAGUGCGGCAUCCAAAAUUUUUUGAGAUAUUCAAAAAAUACGAUGGAUACAAACACGGUCAUGUUAAAUUAAAAAGGCCUAAACAGUUGCAAGAGAUAUUAGAUACUGCGAGGAGUUUGCUGACUGAAAUUCAACACCGUGCUGCUGGGCCCGAGUUGGAAGAAAAGCAGGGGAAAUUGGAACAACUUAAAAGUGUCUUAGAAAUGUACGGGCAUUUUUCAGGAAUCAAUCGUAAAGUACAAAUGAAGUAUCAACCACGUGGUAGACCACGCGGAAGCUCGUCCGAUGACGGUAACAAUUACAAUCGUUUGGGCGAACCAUCACUAGUAUUGAUAUUGAAAUGGGGUGGUGAGUUGACACCAGCUGGAAGAAUCCAAGCAGAAGAAUUGGGCCGCAUUUUUCGUUGCAUGUAUCCAGGUGGUCAAGGUAGACACCUUAGUGGGGAAUAUGCAGGUGCUCAAGGUCUUGGAUUAUUGAGAUUACAUUCAACAUUCCGACAUGAUUUGAAAAUUUACGCGAGCGAUGAAGGGAGAGUUCAGAUGACUGCUGCUGCUUUCGCUAAAGGAUUGUUAGCGUUGGAGGGUGAACUAACCCCGAUUUUAGUACAAAUGGUUAAAAGUGCUAAUACUAAUGGGUUAUUGGAUAAUGAUUGUGAUAGUAGCAAGUAUCAAAAUAUGGUGAAAACAAAAUUACACGAAUUAUUACAACAAGACAGAGAAUUUACGAAAGAAGACAGAGAACAAAUAAAUCCCGGUAAUGCAAUAAGUAUUAAUGAUGCGUUAGAUUUUGUAAAAAAUCCAGUUAGAUGUUGUCAGCAUGUACAAAUGUUAAUACACAAACUGAUGGAUAUUGUACGAAUUAAAAAAGAUGAUCCCAAAACAAAAGAUGCCAUUUUAUACCAUGGAGAAACAUGGGAGCUGAUGGGCCGUCGUUGGGGAAAAAUAGAGAAAGAUUUUUGUACAAAGAACAAACGUUUUGAUAUUUCAAAAAUACCAGACAUUUAUGACUGCAUAAAAUAUGACUUACAACACAACAACCAUACUCUGCAAUUCGAUCACGCCGAAGAGUUGUAUAUGUAUGCAAAGUACUUAGCAGACAUUGUGAUACCUCAGGAGUACGGUUUGACAGUCCAAGAAAAACUUACAAUUGGGCAAGGAAUAUGUACUCCACUCUUGCGAAAAAUCCGUGCCGAUUUACAGCGCAAUAUUGAAGAGUCUGGUGACGAAACUGUUAAUCGUUUGAAUCCGCGGUACUCUCAUGGAGUUUCAAGCCCCGGAAGACAUGUAAGAACACGAUUGUACUUCACGAGUGAGAGCCAUGUUCACUCUUUGUUGACUGUGUUGAGAUACGGCGGUCUAUUAGACAUGGUUAAGGAUGAACAGUGGCGGCGUGCGAUGGAAUACGUCAGUAUGGUAUCCGAGCUUAAUUAUAUGUCGCAAAUAGUUGUGAUGCUGUACGAAGAUCCCACGAAAGAUCCAAGCAGUGAAGAAAGGUUUCAUGUUGAAUUGCAUUUCAGUCCUGGUGUUAAUUGUUGUGUACAGAAAAAUUUACCCCCUGGACCAGGAUUUAGACCACAUUCACGCAAUGAGAGUAGUCAUAAUUUGCAAGAUACAUCAUCGCAGUGUAACGCAAGAAUUGAUGAAGAAGACGAUGAGCUAGGUCCUCUGGAUGACGAUUUAGUAAGUCCACCGCCUACUUCAAGUUCAUCACCGCCAUUAAUCGAAACCGACCAACCAGAUUCUACCCUUGGAAGUCCAACAACUAGUCGCGCCAUCGAUAUGAUGGAUUUGGAUCCUAACAUGAUGGACGAACCAUUUGAUAGUGGAUUUCUUCAAAGCUCAGCACCAAUUCCCAUUAGCGCGAGAACAGUCGCAGGACACGAAGCUGCGAGAUUGGGUAGUCAAUUAGCAGCAAGUCAGCGUCAAAGACGCGAACGUGAAGCUGCUAAUAUUUGCGAACCACGAGCACGUAGUUACGAUCAUCAGCGACAGGAUAAAGCUGAAAAAAUAGCGGCAGAAAAGCUGCAGUAUCAAAGUCUGGAUGCAGUCAAUCGAGAAGUUGCUCAGCGAUUAUUGUGCGUGUGGUGGAUCCUUUAUUAAACAAUUUUUUAAAGA
Messenger RNA from Cotesia glomerata, 3772 nucleotides. RefSeq names its product inositol hexakisphosphate and diphosphoinositol-pentakisphosphate kinase. The transcript is spliced from 17 exons. Gene Ontology annotation, biological process: inositol phosphate biosynthetic process; inositol metabolic process. The record is from RefSeq and is a predicted model, not a curated record. NCBI's taxonomy places the organism in Eukaryota, Metazoa, Arthropoda, Insecta, Hymenoptera, Braconidae. Gene Ontology annotation, molecular function: inositol hexakisphosphate kinase activity; 5-diphosphoinositol pentakisphosphate 1-kinase activity; diphosphoinositol pentakisphosphate kinase activity. Gene Ontology annotation, cellular component: cytosol. The coding region runs from base 377 to 3757 and encodes 1126 amino acids.